Daktulosphaira vitifoliae (grape phylloxera) is the source of this 3080-nucleotide messenger RNA. Its product is annotated as neprilysin-11-like. Gene Ontology annotation, molecular function: metalloendopeptidase activity. The transcript is spliced from 18 exons. NCBI's taxonomy places the organism in Eukaryota, Metazoa, Arthropoda, Insecta, Hemiptera, Phylloxeridae. Gene Ontology annotation, cellular component: plasma membrane. Bases 391 to 2670 code for a protein of 759 amino acids. The record is from RefSeq and is a predicted model, not a curated record. Gene Ontology annotation, biological process: protein processing.
AGAAAUGUAAUCAAAAGUUCAGUACGUUAAAAGCGAGCGAAAUAUAAAUAUAUACAAGUUCAAACGAAAAUCUGGCAUGCACAAAUCAGUAUAAAUAAAAACUACAGCUACGCACAUAUGCAUUUAGACACUACCACAUUAAUAUCACGACUUCACACACACUAUUUGCGCAAAGCGUUUCAGUCUCUCGAAGGCCGAGCCAUCGCUGGCACGUGACUUUCGUACGCUUGCCGGUAGUGAGUACCGGUAAACUUGUCUGACAAUAUUAUUUUUUUGAAGUGAUUUAUAACAAAUAUAGUUAAACAGUGAAAUUGUUUUAGUCAUAAACCAUUCUUUAAGGGUGAGGGACCAACGUGAACUACAAAUAUUGAGGCCAUAGAUCUCAACAGGAUGGCUGAUGAGAGAGAAGAUGAAGAUUUACCAACCAGUAGACUGAAAAAAGACGAUUUAAAUGGUACUAUCAAUGACAACGAUAUAGAAUCGGGUUAUUCUAAAAAGUUCCAUAAUAGAUCAAGAAGUCAGAGACAGAACUACAUAAUCAUAGCCGUAGUAAUGUUAAUACUCACACUAGUCUUGGCCCUAAUCGGGUUAUCGUAUUCCUAUAUAAAGCAAGACGCACCAUGUCCCACACAAGACGUCAAAUACAACGUCUGUACUACACCAGACUGUUUAAAAGCUGCCUCUUUAUUCAUGGAAUCAAUGAACAGAUCUAUAGACCCAUGCAAUGAUUUUUAUGAAUUUGCUUGUGGAAAUUACCCUAAAAAGGUAACAACACUUAAAACGUCAACAUCAAAUGAUAGAUUUGCAGAAUUAAAUUUAGAAAUUUUAAAGUGGAUAAGAGCUUAUAUGGAAAGAGAAGACUUGGAUUCAGAACCUUAUUCAGUAUCGCAGGCUAGACUACUGUACCGUUCCUGCAUGGCCACAGAUGAAAUGGACUCGAAGGGUCUGAAACCAUUAAUCGAUAUUCUAGAUAAAAUUGAAUUACCACGCAUAGGAAUAAUGAAUAAAAAAAUGAGAGAAUCUGCAAGUACUUCGAGGCUAUUAGCUCUUGCUAAGAGAUAUGUUGGCGUGAGUCAUCUGUUUCAAGCGGGCGUGCUAACAAAUUCAAAAAACCGAACUUAUAAUCGGAUUACGUUAUCCAAACCCAGUAGCACAACUGAUAUGUUUCCUGCUAAUAAAAUAGAUAAAAAAAUCACAAAAAUCCUUUCGAGGCGAACUAGAGAAACGUUAACUUCUGAAGAAAAUAUAGGAACCAGUGACAGUGAAGACGAGGAAAACGAUAAAGAAGCAGCAGACUUCAUAAAAUCAUUUGGAAAAUAUGUUAAAGGAGUAUGGCUAGAGAUAUACAAGUCACUUACCAACGAAACUUUACCUAACAAUUUCCGUUUAAGCGCUAAAAUUUUCAAUAUUUUAGAAUUUAACAAUCAAUUAACCGAAUUGACGGAGAAAGUUUACGACACUGAUGGAGACAGGCCAAUACUUUUGUCAGUCGACAAAUUACAGAAUUACUUUACAAACAACACUAAAAAUAUAAAUUGGCGGGAGUACUUCACAGUAUUAUUCGCAGAUGUGGAAAACGUAACGUUAGAUUUUUCAUCUGAUUUGAUAGAGCUUAAAAACGUAGAAUAUUUUGAAAAUUUAUUAGAAUUUUUAUCGACUACAACUAAAGAGGAAAGAAUUCUUAGUUUAUGGUGGCAAGUAGUUUCGGGGUUAAUUCAGUAUACAACGAAUCAUAUGAUAUUUAUUCAAAAUAGAUAUAUAUACGAAACAACUCAACUAGAAAACAACCCCUCUAGAUCACUUUAUUGUUCCUCAGCCGUGAAUCAAAUGAUGGGAAUGGCCGUUUCACAUUUAUUAGUUGAAUGGGAAACAACGAAUGAUUCCAUACAAAUGAUGAAUCACAUGAUGGACAAUAUUCAAUGGUCAUUCAAAAAAAUAGUAAAUGAUCUGGAUUGGAUGGACGAAGAAACAAAAAAAAGAACAUUAUAUAAAGCUAGCCAGAUGAAGACACUCAUAGGGUAUCCUGAAUUUAUAACAGAUCCAGAUUUACUCGAUGACUACUAUAUAGACUACAAUGUAACAGAAAAUGAUUUUUUUGAAAAUGUUAUAAAGUAUAUACAACAUAACGAGGAGUUAGAAUUAAAAUCCUUAAGAGAAAUUAACGAUUUUGAUAGGAGCACCAUGUGGUCAAUCGAUCCUUUGAAUGUCAACGCCUUUAAUAUACAACAAUAUAACAUUAUAAUUGUACCAGCUGGAAUAUUACAUUUUCCAUUUUUUGGUCAUGACUUACAAGUGCUAAACUAUGGUUUUUUGGGCUCAAUAUUGGGUCACGAAAUAACUCAUAGUUUUGAUAAUACUGGCAGAAAGUUUGACGAAGAUGGUAAUGAUAUCGUUUGGUGGACCAAUAAAACAAUUGAAGAGUAUGAAAAGGGAACGGAAUGUUUUAUUAAGCAUUACGAGUCUUUCCCUAUUCCUGGGACUGAUUCAGUAAAGGUUGAUGGCAGAUUAACUCUAGACGAAAACAUAGCUGAUAAUGGUGGAAUAAAAGAAGCUUUGAUGGGCUAUAGGAAGUAUGUCAGUGAUAACGGUGAAGAAUCCAGAUUACCCGGUUUAGAGGAAUAUAAUAAUGACCAGUUAUUCUUCUUAUCAUUUGCUAACUCAAAGUUCUGAAGAAAAUAUACGUGGAACAUUAUAACUAAUUGGUUAGUGUCUACUUGAUUAUAAAAUUGGUGCCUACUUAUCACCACAUUAAUGGUGCGUUACUGUCAAUGGUGUAACAAAAGUGGACACCGAACGAAUGCGACGCGCCACCACUUUGGACGAAAAGAAAUUCGUAACAACCUUAUAAAUUCCUGGUACAAUUAUCUGCCAUUUUUUGACACAACUCGUCUUUUUUUCUCCCAUAAUUUUUCUAUUAGUGUUGUUGGUUAAGUUGCCUACGGAAAACUCCUGAUUUUAUAAAAUAUAUAUUCAUUAAAAUUAACUAAAGAUUUUCUGAUUUCUGAUUAUUUGUCAAAGUUUGGUUUAUCGAAGAAAUUAUAUUUAUAGUACUAAUGAUCCAAUCUAUUCUAAUUUAAAUA